Molecule: messenger RNA, 1160 nt
Organism: Erythranthe guttata (spotted monkey flower)
Lineage: Eukaryota; Viridiplantae; Streptophyta; Magnoliopsida; Lamiales; Phrymaceae
Gene: SRR1
Product: sensitivity to red light reduced protein (SRR1)
Cellular component (GO): nucleus; cytoplasm
Source: RefSeq, a predicted model, not a curated record
AAGAAUCUGAAAAUGAAUUAGGGUUUUAAUGUUUAAUGAAUUUAAUUAAAUAGCAAUUAGAAAAUGUUGUGUUUUGUUUCAAUUAAACAUUCCUUUAAUCUGAGAGAAACUCAUUGUUGUUUGUUUGUUAGAAGAAUUUAAGUGCUGUGCAAGAACAAUGGCUGCUUCUGCAGAAGUAAUCGGCCCCGAAAAAUCGAGUCCGACCGAAGAAUGGACCGUCGUGCUGCCGCGUCGCGGCAAAAAGAACAAACUCGUAAUCCCGAAACGAGAAAAAGAAGUGCAACUAUGGAAGCCGCUAGACCUCGAAACGGAUCCCGAACGAGAGUCGAAGCUUUUGCAGAAGAUGCGUAUUUGUAUCGAGAAACUCGAGAACUCCGAAUUUUGCAAUUCCUUAUUCGCCCAAAUGCAGGAUCCCGAAGUUUCGGAUAAAUUUCUCAAACUUUCGGGCACCGGAAAAAAGAUGGAGAUGGUAAUUUACGGUAUUGGCAGCAUUGAAUCGUUCGAAUCCCCUCGAUUGCAGCUCGGUCUCGCCAUUUUAAUAAAGAGGAAACUCGAUUGGAUUGGAGAAAUACAAGUGUUCGAUCCGAUAAUUUCCAUGACAGAAUCGAAGGUUUUGACUUCACUAGGUUGCUCUGUUCUAUCGAUAAACGAGCAAGGUCGAAGAAAAGCUAUUGAGCCUACUCUGUUCUUUAUGCCGCACUGCGAGGCGGAAUUGUACGACAAUUUAUUGGAAGCGAAUUGGGGAGCCGAUAAUUUGAAUCGGGUUGUGAUUUUCGGGAAUAGUUUCGGUGAAUAUGAGCGGAUUGUGUCUCUUAGUCAGAGGUCGAUUCGGAAACAUUCGUGGAGGCAUAUUUUGGCUGUUAAGGGAAUUACUGAAGAGUUUGGAAUCGAUACUUCAUUUUCCGAUGAAUUUUUUCGAGCAUUUAAUGGUUCGAGUUGGCAUUUUUUCAGCUCCGGUAAUGGGGCUCAUUUGGAGAAGAUGUAAAUCAUGAUAGGUUUUUUUAUUUGUGUAAUUUGUUUGAUACUAAUCAUAUUUGUAUUUGUGUAUCAGAUCUUAUAUCUGGUGAAAUACAUUAUUGCGGUUUUAAGCCAUAGAUUCAUCAUAAAUAACUACUCACUAAGCACACAUACAAAUGGGUCUGUGUGUCAUUAUGUGUAAA